Messenger RNA from Halteromyces radiatus, 831 nucleotides. RefSeq lists its product as uncharacterized. The record is from RefSeq and is a predicted model, not a curated record. Lineage: Eukaryota; Fungi; Mucoromycota; Mucoromycetes; Mucorales; Cunninghamellaceae. The transcript is spliced from 4 exons. The coding region runs from base 172 to 783 and encodes 203 amino acids.
AAAAAUAUAUAUAUAUUUUUUUUACUUUCUUUUCUACUUCAAACAGAUUAUUAGAAAACAGAAAAAAAAAGAUCUCUUUCUUUUUCUUUUCGAUUUUUUUUUUUAAAUUUUUUUUGAUCUCUUUACGACCCCCCUUCCAUUCAUUAUUACAACAGUUUACAUUCCUUUACUAUGAAACUUCAUAUCUUUUUAUUCUUUUUCUUAACAUGGAUGACAUUGUUGACGAUCAGCCAUGCGCUUAGUAUCGAUAAACGAGGUGAAGAUGAAAAUGAACCUGAUGAAGAUGAACCUGAUGAAAAUGAAGGUGGACCAGUGAAAGUAAAAACGGUAAUUGAAUAUCUCCCUACUACGCCAGCAGUCGCACCUUCUCGUCCUCAUCAUGAUCCACCCUCUAGUCAUCCUACAUAUGCUCAUGAUUCUCAUUCUCAAAAGACAGAACAUAAGCAAGAACCUAAAAAACCUAAAGUAGAUCAACCAAAAAAGUAUCAACCUAAAAUGGAAGAACCAACUCCUACUAUUAGUAUAGAUGAGGCCAAACCUACUAUCCCUUCUAUUACCAGUGCUGCCAUAUUACCUACUUCUCUUACUGAAUCUAUUAUUAUACCUACUAGUUGGACUUUAUCUGCUACUGUUGCAUCAUCUAUGGCACCUACACCUACAGCGACUCCAGAAUCAACGGAUCUUCCUCCACUUGGCAUUGCGUCUAGUGCAUCAUCCUUCAAAUUUAAUACUUCAUGGAUUGUGAUUUUUUCCUUGUUAUUUUCAAUUUGGUGUUUACAUUAACCAUCUAUUCUCCUUUCUCUCCAUCUUAACACUCCUUUUUCCUUUUAC